Molecule: messenger RNA, 1027 nt
Organism: Artibeus jamaicensis (Jamaican fruit-eating bat)
Lineage: Eukaryota; Metazoa; Chordata; Mammalia; Chiroptera; Phyllostomidae
Product: olfactory receptor 1L4
Exons: 1
Coding region: 92-1027 (311 amino acids)
Biological process (GO): G protein-coupled receptor signaling pathway
Cellular component (GO): membrane
Molecular function (GO): G protein-coupled receptor activity; olfactory receptor activity
Source: RefSeq, a predicted model, not a curated record
AAGCUGGAGGUUAGGAAAGAAGCUGUAUUGAUCAAAUUACCACUCAUAUCACUUCCAUUUCUUCUCAAACCCUGUCCAGGAGACAAGAAACAUGGAGCUGAAGAACUCCAGCAGCAGCACUUCAGAAUUUAUUCUCCUGGGCAUCUCUUCCAACCCUCAACUGCAGAAACCCCUCUUUGUCAUCUUCCUUGUCAUGUACCUGGUCACUCUAGCAGGAAAUGUACUCAUCAUCUUGGUCAUCUAUUCUGACUCCCGGCUUCAUACACCGAUGUACUUUUUUCUCAGCAGCCUAUCCUUUAUGGAUAUCUCCUUAACAACAGUCAUUGUGCCCAAGAUGCUGGUGAAUUUACUGUCAGAGACAAAGUCUAUCUCCUUUGUGGGCUGUCUGGUCCAGAUGUACUUUUUCAUGGCAUUUGUAAAUACUGACAGCUACCUGCUGGCCUCUAUGGCCAUAGACCGGCUGGUAGCCAUCUGCAACCCCUUCCGUUAUGAUGUGGUUAUGAACCCACAACGCUGCCUCCUCAUGCUGCUGGGUUCUUGUACAAUCUCCCACCUGCACUCCCUGUUCCGUGUGCUGCUCAUGUCCCGUCUGUCUUUCUGUGCCUCCCAUGUCAUUAAGCACUUUUUUUGUGAUACCCAACCUGUGCUAAAGCUAUCCUGCUCUGACACUUCCUCCAGUCAGAUUGUCAUCAUGACUGAGACCCUCGCAGUCAUCAUGACUCCAUUCCUGUGCAUUCUCUUCUCCUAUCUGCGAAUCAUCAUCACUGUACUCAGAAUCAACUCAGCAGCCGGGAAAUGGAAGGCCUUCUCUACCUGUGGCUCCCACCUCACUGUGGUAAUCUUAUUCUAUGGGAGUGCCAUCUAUGUCUAUUUCAGGCCUCUCUCCAUGUACUCAGUGGUGAAGGACCGGGUAUCCACAGUUAUGUACACAGUAGUGACACCCAUGCUGAACCCUUUUAUCUACAGCCUUAGAAACAAAGAUAUGAAGAGGGGUUUGAGGAAAUUAAGGGACAGAAUUCACUCAUAG